GGUAGCAACCUCUCAUUGGCAAUUUCUCAAACACCUUCAAGGCAAGAAAAAUCAAACAGCCAAAAGAGGAGAUCGAAAAAAAUGUCGAACCAGCAGCAGCAGCAGAUCGAGAACCACCGCGAGAAAGCGGAGAUUUAUAGAGGCGAUUCCCUGUGCAACCAAAAAUCUAAAGAGCUUCUAGAAUCGAUUCAGCUUCCUAGAGGUCUUUUACCACUGGAAGACAUCGAGGAAGUGGGUCACAACGUUGAUACAGGGUUCGUGUGGGUGAAGCAAAAACGAGCUAAGGAACACAAAUUCAAGAAGAUCGGACGCCUCGUUUGGUAUGAUACAGAGGUCACCGCCUUCGUUGAGGACCGACGCAUGCGACGGCUAACCGGUGUCAAGAGCAAGGAAUUACUGUUUUGGGUAUCGGUCAACGAGAUCCGCAUCGCUGACCCUGAAUCAAAGAAGAUUACUUUUGGAACCCCAACUGGAAUUUCUCGAUCGUUUCCUGUUGAGGCCUUUGAGGAAGAGGUGGUUGGUUGAUCAGGAGAAGAAGAUCUGAUGAUCUGAUCGAAAUGGGUUGAAUAUUAUGUAAUUUCCUUUUGUUUCUUUCUUUCUUUCUUUACAAUAUCUACUUUGAUCUUCUUUAAUUUUAAUAUUAUUAUUGUUAUUGGGUUUGUUCUAUUCUUCCUCAAGUUGUAGUGGUAUAAGGAAUUGUUAUUUAUGCUUAUGAAGAAAACCUUGAUUUA
This is a messenger RNA of Impatiens glandulifera, 731 nucleotides long. RefSeq lists its product as uncharacterized. Bases 82 to 525 code for a protein of 147 amino acids. Lineage: Eukaryota; Viridiplantae; Streptophyta; Magnoliopsida; Ericales; Balsaminaceae. The transcript has a single exon. The record is from RefSeq and is a predicted model, not a curated record.